AUGGCGGUAACUACGAAAUCCCAUAUGAAAUUUGAUGAUAUCGAUGAAGACCUGAGUAUGCCAUCUAAGCCCAUGAGCGAAACUACAAAAAGCACUGAUAAAUAUGCUGUUAGUGAUAGUGAUGAUAGUGAUAUGGAUGAAGAUGCGCCUGAAGAAGGAGCUAUGGAUGAAUCAAAAGAAUCUGUCGAUCAAUUUAUGAAAAUGGCAGAAGAUGCCAGGAGAUUAGAAGAGGUGAUGUUGAAAGAAAAAAGAAGAAAUCAGAACAAAAUAUUUAGCAAACAACAACAAGAUAGGAGAGAAAGAAAAGGUGAUACUUUAGAUUCUGCCAAUACUGAAGCUACCAAGCAACUUGAACAGCUUCCAGAAGACUUCUUUGAUAAAUUAGAAGCAGCAGAAUCGAAUAUUGAAACAAUAACUGAAAUUCCAAAACAUAUCAACUUCAAUAGUAUAGAACAUGAUGAUAAAUAUGUUUCAGAAGUUAAGGAACAGAUAAAGAAGAAGAAAAAGAAAACGUUAAGAAAAUUGAGAGCAGUGUCGACAAAAAAAGGACCUGUCACUGUGUCGUUAUUAUCUGCUAUAGGUAAUAGCUCAACCAUGGCUCCAAAAAAAGAAGUACAAGUAAUGUCUACUAGAGACAGAUGGUUGAAAAGAAAAUCAGUUAAUAGGUUAAAAUAA
This is a messenger RNA of Tetrapisispora phaffii CBS 4417, 675 nucleotides long. RefSeq names its product Bud21p (gene BUD21). Gene Ontology annotation, biological process: rRNA processing. The coding region runs from base 1 to 675 and encodes 224 amino acids. The transcript has a single exon. The record is from RefSeq and is a predicted model, not a curated record. Gene Ontology annotation, molecular function: snoRNA binding. Lineage: Eukaryota; Fungi; Ascomycota; Saccharomycetes; Saccharomycetales; Saccharomycetaceae.